This is a messenger RNA of Conger conger (European conger), 2190 nucleotides long. It is a transcript of the gene khdrbs3, whose product is annotated as KH domain containing, RNA binding, signal transduction associated 3. Lineage: Eukaryota; Metazoa; Chordata; Actinopteri; Anguilliformes; Congridae. Gene Ontology annotation, molecular function: mRNA binding. Gene Ontology annotation, cellular component: nucleus. The transcript is spliced from 9 exons. The record is from RefSeq and is a predicted model, not a curated record. Gene Ontology annotation, biological process: regulation of alternative mRNA splicing, via spliceosome. Bases 264 to 1298 code for a protein of 344 amino acids.
GUUCGGUGAACACCCUUCGGAUGGGAUAAAGGAAUUCUGUUGAAGCGCACGGACAAUUUUAAUUUCUGACACAACAAAACCAGUGGCGGUUAUGUUUUCAUUUUGGUUUUGAAUUAUAUAACUGGUUUUAUUUUUAUUUUACAAAUCAUUGAGCGUUAUUUUUUGGUGGAAUAGCUACCAGGAUAAAAACGGAAGAUUUGUGUACUAUUCAAAUACAUUUUGACUUAAUCUUCUCUGUGUGUGGACCAAAGGGACCGGCGAAUAUGGAUAGCGAAAAGUACUUGCCGGAGCUUAUGGCAGAGAAGGACUCACUCGACCCCUCUUUCCAACACUCUUUACGGCUACUGGAUCAAGAAAUUGAGAACAUUCAGAAAGAUGAAGACAAAGAAGAUGAGAAGUUCAUUGACGUUGUCAUCAACAAGAACAUGAAACUGGGGCAGAAAAUAUUAAUACCAGUCAAACAAUUUCCUAAAUUUAACUUUGUUGGAAAACUCCUUGGUCCACGUGGGAACUCUUUAAAGAGGCUACAGGAAGACACUCUCACAAAGAUGUCAAUUCUUGGGAAAGGUUCCAUGAGAGACAAAGAUAAGGAAGAGGAACUACGGAAGAGUGGAGAAGCCAAAUACCAGCAUCUAAACGAGGACCUGCACGUUCUCAUCGAAGUGUUCGCCCCACCAGCCGAAGCCUAUGCCAGAAUGGGUCACGCACUUGAGGAGAUCAAAAAGUUCCUGAUCCCAGAUUACAACGAUGAGAUCAGACAGGCGCAGCUGCAGGAACUGACAUAUCUGAACGGGGGUUCGGAGGAGGCCAAGGUGCCGGUGGUGAGGGGAAAGCCGGCGGUACGAGGAAGAGGAACACCCACUCCUGGGCCGCCUAGGAGUAGGGGAGGAGUGCCCCCUCCGCAGGCUGCAGUUCCGCGGGGCGCAGCCCCCAGGGGGGCUCCGCCGAGUCGGGUUCCCACCUCCAGGGGGAGAGGCGUGCAAGCGCAGAGGGCCCGUGGGGCACCCCCUCCAACCGGAUACCGGCCUCCACCACCCGUAGUACAAGACACAUACGGAGAAUAUGAAUAUGAUGACAGCUAUGGGACGGCGUACGAUGACCAAGGAUACAACUCUUAUGACACCAACUACAACAGUCAAGGACAAAACUCAAAUGAUUAUUAUGAAUACGGACAUGGCGCAAGUGAAGAAUCAUAUGAUUCAUACGGCCAGGAAGAGUGGACUAACAAGCGUCACAAAGCACCACCAGCAAGAACAACGAAGGGAGUGUACAGGGAACAGCCAUACUCCAGAUACUGAACUAUUUAUACAAAUGUUCUGUGUUAUUCUGAGUAAUGGAUUUUCUAUGGACAAUCCCUCUGUUUUAGUUAAAAGGCAAAGUGGAAGCAAAAGAUGAAUCGGACAAAGACCUGCAUAUGGUAAUGUUGAGUUUGGCAUAGUGGUGGAAUUCAUGGAAGAUACCAGUAACCAGUAACAGAAGAACCAAAAGUCUGUAAACUAGGUAAUCUAUCUUUUCUUUAUGAAUUAGUAUUUAAAACCACUGAGCCAGAUAUUUUAACUGGUGGGGUUUAUUUCUUUAAAAUGUUUAGUUUCACAUUUUAAAUUCUGUUGGGUUAAGGGGUCGGGUAACAUAGACUAUUUCUGAAGGGUGAUUGGUAUAACUGUGUCCCUUGUAAAUCUACCAUAACAAAACAAACACAGAAAAUGAAAAUGCUGAUACUGUUAUAUCCUUCUUUUUUGUAUCUCAAUGUUCUUUAGCAUUAAAGGGCUUAUAGAAGCAUGUUGUGUAAACAUUUAAUACAGUUUUACUUUGACAUAGUUUGAGCUUGCUUUGAUAUACAGUACCUGAAUCCAUGUGUAAUCACAAUGUCCAUUCCAGUAAGUAAUCUGUGGCUCUAAAUACAUUGAAGAGAUUGCUGAAAGUGAUGGAAGUUUUAUGCUCACCUUCUUUAAUUUUAGUCAUAGAUCAAGGUAGCAAGUGCUGAAAAGCUGAAGUAAUUACAUCUUGUAACUGGGCAUUUAGCACAUUGCUCUGCUACACCAUUUCUAGGAAAAUGGAGGCAAAUAGUACAUAAAUAGUUCAUAUCCGAUGAUAGAAGUAGUAUGUAUUGUUACAAUUCAAAUCAUACGCUUAUGUAAGCCCUUUAAUAUGUUCCUCUUGGGUGAUGCUAAAUAAACAUUAUGAAAGAAA